Molecule: messenger RNA, 1857 nt
Organism: Mucor velutinosus
Lineage: Eukaryota; Fungi; Mucoromycota; Mucoromycetes; Mucorales; Mucoraceae
Exons: 2
Coding region: 1-1857 (618 amino acids)
Biological process (GO): exocytosis
Cellular component (GO): Golgi to plasma membrane transport vesicle; cell tip
Molecular function (GO): guanyl-nucleotide exchange factor activity
Source: RefSeq, a predicted model, not a curated record
AUGGAACCAACACAACCAGACAAGCCAUUAAGACAAGAAAAGGACAUUGCUCAUCUUUAUACCAGCUUACAAGCACUUGGCGACAGCAAUGCGAAUUCCGAAGCUAAAUUUAUUCCACUUCCACCUUCUCUUCCAAUAUCUCCCAGCUCUUCCUCUCCUAUUAUACCCAACAAAGCAAAGCCUUCUCCACUACAGCAGCAGCAGCAGCAGCAGCAGCAGCAGACUGAUAGCCAUGUCGAGAAAACGGAUCAUUCAGACUGCCCAUGCCACCAUAUAUUGAAAGAAGAUGAUAUCACCAUGUGCUCACUCUGUAGCAACCCUAUUCCAAUCAUCCAAGAGCUCUUGACCGAGAAGGCGCAAUACGAGAAAGAGAUUGAAGUCCUACAAGAGCAGCUGCAAACAGAGCAAAAAAACAUUGAGGAACAAUUAGUCAAAAUAGGCCAGCUUAAUACCCGAUUAGAGCAAGUCAUGAGCGAAUUGGACGACCAGACAGCCAACUUCCAGGCUCUACAGAAUGAUAUGGAGUUACUGAACGACAAAUAUGUAGAUGAAAUUGAACGAGUGGCCGAAAUCCAGCAUUCAAAAGACAUGGUCGAAAGCGAGCUUGAGGAUCUAUCGAGAAGGCUGUUUGAGGAAGCUAAUGGCAUGGUUGCAAAUGAAAAGCGUGAAAAAUACAACCUGGAAGUCGCUCAGAAACAUUUGGAGAAUCAGUUACAGGAGACAAGAGAUCGUUUAGGAGCUGAGCAGAUGCAAUUGAAGGAGUUGAGAAAGCGUAUGGAGGACAUGAUGGAGGUCGAGAAGUCUGUAAUGGAAGUACCAAAGACACCAGAUCAUAUCAAGGACAUUACAAGCCUUUUAGCCGAGCGCAUGAAUUUACUGGAACAAAAGAACGCACACAUUGAUGCGUUGAUGCUGGAUGAAUUCCAAGAGUUUGUAAAAACAGGCACUGCAGUCAGCCUCAAGAAGAUUCACACCAUUCCUUUCAUGAAGAACUGUCAAGAAGAGGAUGUAGAAGCCUGCUUGAGAUUUGGACCUAAUAGUCGAUUAUCUGCUCGCAAAAUGAAUGAAGCCAUCGUGUUGAAUACUUGCUUUAUCGAGGAAUCGCCACAAGGCUUUGCUGAAGAACAGGCGAAACGUGCCAUUGGUGAAUUACCGCUCAAAAUCUCAGGUGCCAAGUCCAUGAUGUGGGAGCGAUUUAGUAGCAAUAAUCAGACAACUGUAUUCAGUGGAUGUCAAGCAUGCGGAAGAAACGAUGGCACUGCAUUGCCUUACCGCUUUAGAAUUUCGUAUUUUGAUGACUGGGCUUGCAUUGAUCGCUUUUGUCGAGACCGCUUGGUGGCUGUGUGCGAGUUUUAUGUGUUGAUUCGUAAUAUCAGACAAGGACUCUACAACAAUAGGAGCAUCCCUGACUUGUAUCAUGAAGCCAUGCGAUUGAGACUACAAAUGUUUUAUGCAAGAAUGGGCGCAUUGCCUUGGACCCUGAGAACAUCAGGCGUUGCUGUUGUCGAUCAAGAGCCUAAAGUAGUUACAUCCGAAUCCUCCCCUUUACCUAAAUCAGUAAAGACUGUUGCAAACAAGCAAGAAACACGCAGGGGAAGCUUAGACGACAUCCAUAAUAAUACCACAACGUUAGGCGGAGGCGCUGCUGCUGCUGCUGCUGCCAUCUCAACGACAAAUGAUGAUCAGCUAAAACCAAAACUUCCCUUGACUCCACCACCACAGCAAAGUGAACAAGAUACACCCAAGCAUAAUAUGACCGCGGAUAGUACAGAGAUUGCUGCUGCCCUUACCAACAAAAAUUCUACUCCUACUACCACCGAGAGUACUACUAUUUUACCCGCAGAGGUUUCUAAUUGA